AUGUUCGGGAUAACGGAUUAUUUCGUUUUCUUCUGUACAAUCGGUGUAUCAUUCGGUAUUGGGAUUUUCUUUGCAAUAUGGGAAAGAAAGAAAAAUACGCCAGUGAACUACUUUCUCGCGGGCAGGAAUUCGAAGACGUGGCCAGUGGCACUAUCUUUUAUUGUCACGUUUCAGUCAUCUCUAAUGGUUCUUGGAUAUCCGGCGGAAGGAUACGCAUAUGGCAUCGGAAUAGCAUAUAACGUUCUGGGAACCAGUAUCGCCUUUAUAUUCAGCGCUUUCUUUAUCGUUCCGGUAUUUCAUCCAUUAAAGUUAACAAGUGUUAAUGAAUACUUCAAGCUUCGGUAUGGAAACAAUUCUGUCAGGUAUAUGACUUUAAUUGCAGGAAUACUUUUUAGUUUAUUCUACAUGGCAAUAGUAAUGGUCGGCACAUGUGUUGCACUCGAAGUCGUCCUAGGGAUUCCUUUUUGGGGAACUAUACUCAUCUAUACAAUUGUGACAACUAUUUACACGGCGGUAGGUGGAAUUAAAGCCGUGAUCUGGACGGACGUUUUCCAGCUGAUUGUUAUGGUAACCGGAAUGAUUGCCGUUCUUGUGAAAUCAACCGAAGGAGCCGGCGGGGUAGAAAGUGUGUUUAAAAAUGCUAAAGAUAGAAUUGGCUCGACAAGUUUUGUAUUUGACCCGACCGUUCGCUACCAAAUGUGGAAUUCAACGUUCGGAUUAUUCAGUGCGUAUUUAUAUUUCACAUUGAUGCAACCGGCAAUGCAACGAGUUUACUCAACACCAACCGUGCAGAGUGCUCGUAAUCUGUAUUUUAUCUCAACACCGUUUUUCUGUGCUUUUCAACUAAUGGCAUCAUUUGAAGGUAUAACAAUAUUUGGAUAUUUUGUGGGAAAACGCUGUGAUAUUCUAGAGGCAGGGAUUAUAGAUAACAUUAAUGCAAUUCUGCCUUUUGCAGUUCUAGACUUAUUCCAAAACAUCCCGGGUUUAGCUGGAUUAUUCACCGCUUCGUUAUCUAGUGCUGCUCUCUCUACGAUGUCAUCUUGUUUAAGCAGUCUUUCAGCCGUGACGUAUGAGGAUAUCAUCAAAGUAAAGUUUCCAAAUAUGCCGGCAUUCCGUGCAACUCAGUUGUCCAAAAUGAUUGUACUAAUGUAUGGUCUAAUAGCAUUAGGACUUGCGUUCGGUGUGUCAGCCAUUCCGGGUUCCGUCGUCUCCAUAUUUGUUAGUUUUAUGGGUUGUUUUGAUGGUCCAUUAGUUGCAACAUUUUUGUUAUCUAUUAUGUUUAGAAGAGCCACAGCCAAAGGAGUGAUUACCGGAGCAAUAUGUGGAUCUGUUAUCGUGUUUUGGAUAAAUAUAGGCAAUCGCUUUUCAGGUGUGCCGCCAUAUCCAUAUCUACCACCGGGCCCAACUGACCAAUGUGACGCAUAUUUAAAACCCGGGUACCAAAAUAUUUCAGACUCUUUCAUCCAUCCAUUAUCACUCAACAUGACUCCGACCUCUUUUACUCAAUCAUUGACUUCUAUGACGUCAACAGAAGCAUCAUCAUCAACAACAACAACCUCAAUCAUGUCAUACUCAAUACCAAAAGAUACCGGUAGCUCAUCCAUACUAGAAAAGAUUUACAGCAUUUCUUAUCAGGUACUCUCCCUUGUUGGCAUGGUAACGACUCUUGUUAUAAGUGCUACUGUCAGUUUGUGCACCCGUCCUCCUAAGUCUAUUGACGAAAGGUGUUUAUUCUCGUUCAGGAAACAUAUAUUAGAGAAUAAUUGUUGUAAAAAGGCAGAAUUAAACGAAGACACGGGCUUAGAGGAGGAUACAAAGUUCAUGGAAUGA
Molecule: messenger RNA, 1830 nt
Organism: Ruditapes philippinarum (Manila clam)
Lineage: Eukaryota; Metazoa; Mollusca; Bivalvia; Venerida; Veneridae
Product: sodium-coupled monocarboxylate transporter 2-like
Exons: 1
Coding region: 1-1830 (609 amino acids)
Biological process (GO): sodium ion transport; transmembrane transport
Cellular component (GO): membrane
Molecular function (GO): symporter activity
Source: RefSeq, a predicted model, not a curated record